Bolinopsis microptera is the source of this 1544-nucleotide messenger RNA. Its product is annotated as carbohydrate sulfotransferase 5-like. The transcript has a single exon. Gene Ontology annotation, molecular function: N-acetylglucosamine 6-O-sulfotransferase activity. The record is from RefSeq and is a predicted model, not a curated record. Gene Ontology annotation, biological process: N-acetylglucosamine metabolic process; sulfur compound metabolic process. Bases 62 to 1258 code for a protein of 398 amino acids. NCBI's taxonomy places the organism in Eukaryota, Metazoa, Ctenophora, Tentaculata, Lobata, Bolinopsidae.
UUUGCAGGGAUGUUACUAAUAAAUACUGAAGAUUGAAUCCAUCAAUUAUAGUGACGUCUGGAUGGCAUCCAAAAAAUUCCUCCUUGGUCUGGUUGCAACCUUUUGUGUAUUAUAUGUGAUGUUUGUACACCUUGAAUCGUCCUACAAAUACUACAAUGACACAGUUGGCAUAGACUUUUCAAAUCUGGGGAAUAAAGAAGAAGCCAAACAUCACACAAAACCAGUUGUUUACUCUCAAGAAACAGGAACAUCUGAAGCUGAUAGCAGUUAUUCUGAUUUCCCGGAUAAUUCUAAUGUUGCCGUCAUUUUAAAUUGUGAGGGACGUUCUGGUUCAACAUGGCUUAGUUCAUUCUUUUGGAAUAACCCACAUGUGUUCUAUGUUUACGAGCCCUUGUACCCAUCAGCAUCUAAUGCCAAGGCAAGGGAGGAUGCAAAUCUGUCGACAGAAAGAGGUCACGUCCUUCAGCUAGCAGAUUCCUUCAAAUGUAACAUAGACAACCCAUCAGAGACACAGUUUCCCAUGGUUCUUGGGCGGUAUCCUAGUUACCAACCAUUUCUCAAACACUGUGUUGAUAACGGCAACUGUCCCGAAAGUUUGACCUCAUACUGCCAGUCCAAAUCUCACAUGGUGCAGAAGGUUAUUAGGGUGCACAACAUCAGUGAUUAUAUUUCCCUACAGCAAGAGCUUGGUAUUCCGCUCAAGAUAAUUCAUUUGAUUCGUGAUCCUAGACCUCAUGUCAUGUCCAGAGAGAAACUGUUUGACUACAUGUUCAGUGAGGGAAGCACAAAGUACAGCAAACUCCCUCCUGCUGAAAAAAGUGACCAGAGGAGGAAACUGUGUUUACGAGAACUAGAUAACAUUAAAAUUGGUGAUUCUGGUGUUUUUAGUGCUGACAGUUAUAUUCGCUUGAGUCAUGAGGAGAUGUCUGUUGAUCCAAUAAAAUGGGCUAAGCGUUUGUACGAAUUUGUUGGAUUAGAGUUUAACCAGGAGACAGAGCUUUACAUAGAGGGAAUUACGCACGGCAAAUCUUUGGUUCAGAAUGGUAAGGACCCGGACGGGAGGUUUGCUGGAUUCAGUGUUUACAGAGACACUUUAACUGUGCUCUACAAAUGGAUGUCGGCUAGUCCUAAUCACGUUCAUGAAAUAGAGAUUGAGUGUAAAGAAUUGUUGGACUAUUUAGGUUAUGUUAAUAUUUAUGACGAUAAUUUGAUCAAGGUAGCAGAGAAUCCUUGGCCCAAAAUCGUUACAAACCCUUAAAAAGCUCUAAUAUUCUCAAAUUAAACAAUAUGACGUAUUUAAAGUAAGUAUAUUUUAAAGUUAUGUAUAUUUUAUUAGUAAUAUAGGGAAUAUCGUGGUACACCUGCACCCUGUAGUACAUGUAGUAGUUCUUGUUAUUAAUAAACAAUCUAAAAUAAAUCAUUCACUAAAAUGGCUACUGACAACGCUAAUCAUUUGCUUUGAGAAAAAUAGUUGCAUUUGAUUAUGCCAUUUAUUUCUGCUCAUUUAGUUCAAAUUGGUAAAUUUCUCUGUUUAGUAGACUUUA